This is a messenger RNA of Closterium sp. Naga37s-1, 1431 nucleotides long. NCBI's taxonomy places the organism in Eukaryota, Viridiplantae, Streptophyta, Zygnematophyceae, Desmidiales, Closteriaceae. The record is from the annotation of a GenBank genome assembly.
AUGGGGAGCGAGGACUGGGCAGAGUUGCCGGUGUGGAAGAGCAUACAGGUGGGGAUGGUGAAGGGGGAAGGGGGAGAUUUAGGGGACGAGAGUGUAAUGGGUCCCUCGGCGCCCACUGCUACUGCUGCACGAUGUGUACUUGGCUGCACACGGGCGAGUGCACAACAGCACACAACCGCACCUAACCCCUCCCUCUUCCCCACCUCCUCCACCCCUCGGCUGCUGCUUCUGCACGAUGUGUACUUGACUGCACACGGGGCGAGGUUCAACGCCACGCAUCCCUUGCUGCUGCUGCACGAUGUGUAUUUGGACGCUCACGGGCGAGUGUUCAAUGCCACUCAUGCCUUUGACUACAACGCGUGUGCUCAGUUUGAUAGCUCCACAUUCACUUACUACGGUGGUGGCCCUACCAUCAACUCCACCGUCCGCAGAGGAAAGGCCAGUCAGAGUAUAGAGUCUGCCGAGUCUGCCGAGUAUACGCAGGGGAAUGCCAAGUUUGUUGAUCGUGGGAGGGAUGGCGUUAGCAGGAAGAGGGAGGCGCUUGAGGAAGCAGCUGAGGAAGGUGGGGAGGAAGGUGGGAAAGAGGCUGCUGCUACUGCUGCUGCUGCCGAAGCUUUUGCUGUUGAUGGUGCAGCCACUGCACCAGCGCUGUGGGCGGCCCAGCAGGGCACUAUGGCAGCGCCUGCGCUCGCUGCAUCUGCUGCCCAAGCAGCCGCCCCCGCUUCUGCCACCACGUGCGUGCUCCUCUCCCAGCUCACCCUGCCCUGCCAAGAGGCCCGCCUGCAGCAAUGGGCCGGGCAGGGGCGGGUGGUGAAGUACCGGCAAGGCAGCAUGCGUGUGGGGGAGCGCAGGGCCCUGUUUGGGAGAGCUCGCCUGCUGGUGGCGGCUCAUGGCUCUGUGCUGCCCAAUAUGGUCUUCAUGCCCCCGGACCUUCCCUUUCCACCCACUCCACUCACAAUCCCCCGUCCCAACCCCUCUUCCACAUUCUCCUCGGCCUUCCCUCCCGGAGCCACAGUCAUCAAGCUAUGCAUCGCAAGCGGCACCACAGUCAUUGAGCUGCACAUAUCAAGCAAGGCAGGCCCGUCUUUCCACCUUCUAGCCGACGUGUGCGGCCUCAACUACCACCAGCCAUCUCACCCACUCAACUCACUCUCCCCCUCUCCUCCCUUCUCGCCUCACCCUUCCCCCUCCAGGAGCCACAGUCAUCGAGCUACGCGUAGCGAGCGAGGGAGAUCCGACCUUCCACCUUCUAGCCGACGCGUGCCGCCUCAACUACCACCUCUUCCUAGCCGGCGCCUCUUUCAGCCCCUACGAGCCUUCCCACCCGCUCAGCCUCGCCACGCAAAGGGUGCAGUUGCACCAACCACGGGUCCUGCUCCGAACACUCAGGGCAGCGGUGGUGCGAAUAAAGAGAGAAUGAAAGGAGAAUGA